Molecule: messenger RNA, 1438 nt
Organism: Pieris napi
Lineage: Eukaryota; Metazoa; Arthropoda; Insecta; Lepidoptera; Pieridae
Gene: elm
Product: calcineurin B homologous protein 1
Exons: 4
Coding region: 322-891 (189 amino acids)
Molecular function (GO): calcium ion binding
Source: RefSeq, a predicted model, not a curated record
GACUAAUUUUCACUUUUCAUUUUCCAAUAAUCAACAAAGACUUUUUAAAAUUUAUAUUACGAUGUUUCUUAAAAUUUGUUUAAUUGUAUAUAAUAACGUACAAUAACACUUUAAAGAUCCAUUUAAACAUGUUUACGCUUUAACACAUUUAAUUUAUCAGUGUGACAAAUUAUUUUUAUUACCAAUAUUCCAUUCAAUAGAUUAUUUACCGUGUUAUUUAGGUAUUUUGUCGUUUUCGAAUAAGAUUAUCGUGCGCAGUCGUGUUCAAGCUUCAAGGUACAAACAACGUUUAAACUUUAAAGUCAAGGGCGGAAGGACACAAUGGGCAACAAAUCAUCUUUAUUAUUAAGGGAAGAAGAAAUUGCACAAAUACAGGAAGAAACAGGGUUUACUCCUAACCAAAUAGAGCGUCUCUAUUCACGAUUUACGGCUCUGGAUAAAAAUGAUUGUGGUACGUUGUCUCGUGAGGACUUUCUUCGUAUUCCCGAACUCGCAAUUAAUCCAUUAAGUGAAAGAAUUGUGUCUGCUUUCUUUGCUGAGAGUCAUGAUGAUCGAGUGAACUUUCUACAGUUUAUGCGAGUAUUAGCUCACUUUAGACCUAUAAGAAAAAACAGAGCGAAUAAACUAAACAGUCGGGAAGAAAAGUUAAGAUUUGCAUUUUCAAUGUAUGACCUAGAUAAUGAUGGUAAGAUAUCACGAGAUGAACUUCUGGCAAUACUUCACAUGAUGGUUGGCGUAAAUAUAAGUGAAGAGCAGCUAUCAAGCAUUGCUGAGCGAACAAUAUUAGAAGCAGAUACCAACAAUGAUCAAAUGAUUUCAUUUGAAGAAUUUGCUCGGGCCCUGGAGAGAACUGAUGUAGAACAGAAGAUGUCAAUUCGCUUCCUCAAUUGACCACUAGGAUCCUGAACUCUGCACAAAUAUGUUCUAACUGUAGUGCUUGUGACCAUUAUAUUUAAGUUGUGUACUAGAAAAUAGCUUCAAUGCUUGUAUAACUUUGAGACAAAUAAAUGUGGUAUCAUCUAUUUUCUUCUUUCAGGUUUCAAAUAGGCUUCCUUAUACCAUCUUUAAAAUGUCUCUUUCAUCUAAUAUCAUACAUAAUAUUUAAUUACAACUUAAAUUUUGUUUUUUUUUUACUUUAAUAGGAUCAUAAUAAUAUUACUGUAUAGCUUUAUUGCAAACGCAUCAUUCUAUGUAUUUUAUAUUAUUAUAAAUAUUGUAAAAUCUGUAAAAAAAGUAAUUGUUAAUUUUUUGGUUAUAGACUAUUUCAUCACACAUCAAGCAAAUAAAUGUGUUAUCAAUAUGUUUUAAACAUAUUUUUAUAUAAUUGUUUUAACCAAUGUAAAUCAAUUAAACUUGUUACCAAAAAUUGCAUAAUAUUGUAUAAUUAUUAGUAAUUUAUUGAUGUAGGUAGAUGCAAUAUAUUUUGUGACUAAAUGUG